Molecule: messenger RNA, 1857 nt
Organism: Bacillus rossius redtenbacheri
Lineage: Eukaryota; Metazoa; Arthropoda; Insecta; Phasmatodea; Bacillidae
Gene: Srp68
Product: signal recognition particle subunit SRP68
Exons: 10
Coding region: 271-1842 (523 amino acids)
Biological process (GO): SRP-dependent cotranslational protein targeting to membrane
Cellular component (GO): signal recognition particle, endoplasmic reticulum targeting
Molecular function (GO): signal recognition particle binding; endoplasmic reticulum signal sequence receptor activity; 7S RNA binding
Source: RefSeq, a predicted model, not a curated record
ACGAAAAGACGAAAUAAAACACAACAGUUUUCUAAAACAGUUUUAAAAAAACUGUUGUGUUUGUUUUGUCUUAUCUAUGGUGCUAAGACACCUUUAGUCCGUGGUUGUUCCUGUAAAUGCAUUCCUUCUUUAUCGUGAUUUGGGUUAUAAUUCCAUUUUUCUGUCUUAAAAAUUUCACUGUUAAAAAGUUCCGCUUUUAUUGCUUGAAUUUACUUCCCUUUAUUAUUCUAAAAUAAAAUAAAAAGUUAUUUUUUUUUGCAUAACAACGCUAUGGUUGUCAAAGUAGAAGACACGUUUGAAACCAAGCUGGAAACUGAUGCUGCUACAGUAAACGAACCUGAAUUACAACCUAUAUUUUCAAUUGAAAUUCUGAAGAUCAUCAAGGAUGCGCAGCAACAACACGGACUGCGGCACAGCGACUACCAACGAUACAGGGGCUACUGCUCGCGACGCUUGCGCAGACUGCGCAAGGUGUUGCACGUGACGCAGGGCGACAAGCGACACUUCAAGAAGAAGAUCAUCACCGAGUCCCUGCUCAAGGAUGAGAAGUUUGUUCACAUCCCACUGAUGAUGGCAGAGCGAGCGUGGAGCUUUGCUAUGCAACUGCGGCAGGAAGCUAAUACGGAGCCUCGCAAGAAAUUCCAUCUUGUGUCACGUCUUCGCAAAGCUGUAACUUACGCUUUGCAAUUGCAGAAUUUAUGUGAGAGUAACAAGUGCGACGUGCGCACACGCCUGGAGGCGCAAGCCUAUGUUGCUUGGAUUUCUGGUUCGCUGCAGUUCGAACUGCAGCAGUGGAGACUGGCCAUGGAGAGUCUUAAGAAGUCCCAGAUGGUGUACGAGAAGCUGGCCCAAGCACUGCCCGAGCAGGAACAGGCCGUGUACCGCCAGCGAGUGGAGGAGCUGGCACCCAGCCUGCGCUACUGCGCCUACAACAUCGGCGACGACAGUGCCAUGGACGAUCUGCUGGAGCUGCGCAGUCACGGCCAGGGAGACAUGCUGGCCAACCUGGACUCGCUGAUAGUGCAGACACGGGAGCGUGGUGUGGCAGACCAUCAGGAGGUGGUGUGGCGAGGCCGUGCGGUCGUUGUGCGGCCUGAGCGAGUGCGUUUGUUCCUGAUGGCCAACCAAGAUGCAGAUAAGUCGCUGGGGCGGUUGACGGACAACACAGAAAAGAUUUCUCUCCUUGAGACACUGCUUAUGGAUUGCAAGGAUGCCAUUUCGUCAGUGCGUGAUGAACUAAAGUCAGACCAGGCCAGCAAGGGGCGUGCGGAGGCAGGCGCACCUGUGUCGCCGCUGCAGUACCUGCUGUCCUACCUUGUGCACAUCAAGCUGACACGCACCAUCCAGCGCACCCUCAUCAUGGUCGACUCUGCCAGGGCCGCUCUGCUGGCAGACACCGAGGGCAGCGAAGGACGUAAAGCACGGCCCCAGGACAUGACCCGGCUCUACGAGAUUGUUCUGCAGAACUACGCGGAGCUACAGCAGCUGCCCGGCCUAGAGACAGACGCUGAAUACCAGCGCGGGCUCGAGGCAGAUAUCCAGGCCUACCGAGCCUUCAGGUGCUUCUACAUCGCCCAGAGCCUCGCAGGGGCCGGGCGCUGGCCGGAAUCACUCGCUCUGUAUCAGCGCGCGGACCAGUAUGCCGUGCAGGCACUACGGAGCUCUGUGCCACACUUGAGUGCCGAGCUGGAGAGGCUGCGCAAGGAUGUGGAAGGGCACGCCUUUUCUGUGCGUGCUCAUGGCGUGCUGGAAGAAGAGGUGUGUGAUGAUGACCAACCAUUGCUGCUUGGAGCACGCACUACUCCACGCAUCAAGAAGGUUGGUUUAACAUCUUUUAUGUGAGUACAUGUUCUUCAC